Stylonychia lemnae is the source of this 405-nucleotide messenger RNA. The record is from the annotation of a GenBank genome assembly. NCBI's taxonomy places the organism in Eukaryota, Ciliophora, Spirotrichea, Sporadotrichida, Oxytrichidae.
AUGUAGAUCUUCGUCAAGACUUUGACGGGUAAGACUAUUACUCUUGAUGUCGAGCCCUCUGAUACCAUCGAGAACGUUAAGGCCAAGAUUCAGGAUAAAGAAGGUAUCCCCCCUGAUCAACAAAGACUCAUCUUUGCCGGAAAGUAGUUGGAAGAUGGAAGAACCUUGUCUGAUUACAACAUCCAAAAAGAAUCAACUCUUCACUUGGUCUUGAGACUUAGAGGAGGUGGUCAAGGAUCCAUCCAAAUCGAACCAUCACUUGCUGCUCUCGCCAGAAAGUACAAGUGCGACAAGAUGAUCUGCAGAAAAUGCUACGCCAGACUCCCACCAAAGGCCACCAACUGCAGAAAGAGAAAGUGCGGUCACAACAGUGAUCUCAGAGCCAAGAAGAAGCUCAAGGGCUGA